GAUCAGCGUCGCCCUCUGAACAAGGAAACGAAGCAGCGCGUCCGUUGGCGAAGCUUGGCGCAUCGGAUCCGCUUACUGAUCUGGAAAAUCCGUUCUGUCCUCUGCAUUUUGAGAUUUUGAGACCGGCAGGUCAGCUGGACGAUGGAUGCCACCAGUGGAUUGGGCCCUCGCCCACUGAAGUGUAAGGCUCCUGUGGCUACCUCCAAUGUGUGUACUCACUGGGGGGAGAGUCGCAAGCUGAGAUGUCCUCCCCCCGGACACCCUGCUCGCGCUUCCUGCCCUCGAGGGUGAGGGACGACACACAGGGCACACACAGGCACACACAAGCCUCUUUCCCGUCUUCUUCUUUUGCAGCUUUGUUGGCGAAGUGACCGAGAGGGAGUGUGUGGAGGUCGUGGUUGAUGAGGGUGGGGAGGGUUGGGAGGUGUUUCGGGUCAAGCAGCAGUAUCGGCCGCUUGAGGGCGACUCUGUGUUGGGGCGGGGAGCCUUUGGCACUGUCGCGUGAGUCGAGCAAAACAGUUAGCCGGCCACAGAUGUGGGUCAAAUUGUCAUUCCCCUUUGUGCUUGCAGGCCUUUCUAUGACACUCUCAACGACCGUCCUGUGGCCAUCAAGAAGCUGCACAAUCCAUGCCUUGGAUCCCUCAGCGCUUUGCUGUCGGCAGUGCGGGAAAUCAGAUGCCUCCAACAGCUUCAGGCCUCAAAGUAAGGAUUGAGGAGCCACGCGACUGACCAUUUCUGCUUUCCAUUGUCGUGUGUUCAGGUGUGGGUCGAUUCUUCGUCUGUUGGACGUGUUCGUUACAAGGGCAGAGCGCCGCAAUGAUGACUGGGGUGAUGGUUGUGAUCUUGCGUGGCGAGCGAUGGAGCACCCACUCGACGACAGAGACAUGUACAGGCAGAGACACAUGGGAUGCUACGUAAAAGAGACAGACACGUGUACGUGUCGUUGUUUUUGUGCGAUCGAUCCAUCAGCUAUCUGGUGACCGACAUGAUGGAUGGGUCGCUUCACGAUCUGCUCCACCACAUCCGAUGCAGCGAUGGACAGCCCCUGUCAAUACCAGACGUGAAGUCGAUGGCCUGUCAGCUCGUCGAAGCACUCGCCGCGAUGCACCGACUGGGCCUCAUGCACAGAGACCUGGUGCGUAAGGGAGGCGACACCACAGCGAGACGAGUGGCCGCUUCGCCCAUGUCUCUCUCCCCCUCUGUCCCUUGCUUUGUGUGCUGUUGACACUUACAACAGAAGCCCCAGAACAUCCUUCUGAGGGACGAUCAGCUGCAGGUGGCCGACUUUGCGUCCUGUCGGGUUACGUCUUCCCGUCUGUACGAGACACUCGGUCGCCCGCUGCCAGAGCACUCGCCCGUGCCCCCGUUCUGCGAGCGGCCAACGGAUGACGACCAAGCGGGAGGAAACGUGACGCCGGGCGACCAGGUCACCACACUUUGGUGAGCAACAAGACCGACCGCCAUGAGCUGAGCGACUUUGUAUGACAAGCAGCACACACAUCCAUGUGUAUUGUGGGGAUUAUCAGGUAUCGUGCGCCAGAGGUGUUAGCGAGCGCGAUGGAAUACGACGAGAAGGGUAAGCAGCAUGUCAAUGAUGUCAUUUAAAGAAGAGGCAAGACAAGACAAGACAAGACACACACACACACACGCCUUUCUGCUUCCCCCUGUCCUCUCAGUCGACAUGUGGGCGGUGGGCUGCGUGCUGGCCGAGAUGCUGGGCGCACCACCCCUCUUCGCAUCGGCAGACCCAAAGCUGCUACGUAAGUCAACCAAUCCAAACGACCCAAGCAAGCAGCUCGACACACAUACAUGUACUCAUCCAUCCAUCCAUCCGCAUGUGUGUGUAUGCAGCUUUCAGCCAGCUGACGUGUAUCGCCAACCUGAUCGGGCCGCCGACUUCAGCAGAUCUGAGAUACUACGCCCAGAAUGUUUCCUGCGACCACGACGCCGCCCUGGACUGGUUCGAAAGACACUGUGUGUCGCCCGCCAAGCCCCAGAUGGCGCUGCACGAGGUGCUGCCUGCUGAUGCCGACCCCCAGGCCGUCGACCUCGUCAGAAGAUGCCUCACAUACAACCCACAUGAUAGAAUAUCGGUCAGCAAAGCAUCGCGUGUAUUACGAGGGGCGCGCCUUUCUCUGUAUGGUCUCUGUAUGUGUAUCCAUCCUCGUUCUGUUUGCCCUUGCAGUCGUCUGAGGCCCUCCGCCAUCCCUUCUUUGCUGACGUGCCGGAGACGUCGCGAAAUGGCAACGAGGUCAGUGAGUGAGUGAGUGGUGAGACAUGAUGUGUCGCACAUGACAUAGUCGACCACACACAGGUGCGGUGCCUCCUGCAGACGUCGCCUGGCCUCAAUCUGGAGAGCUUUGUGUUCGAGCUGACACUGGCGCCUGGCUGCACGGACCCACUGCCAGACCUCGAGAAGGCAUAUCUACUCAAACGUGUGUAGCGACACACACAGCAGCCGUCCAACCCACCCUGCACGAAGGCGCGUGCCAAUCCAAUCCAUUGGUGCAAUGCAUGCCUGUGCAUC
Molecule: messenger RNA, 2527 nt
Organism: Vitrella brassicaformis
Lineage: Eukaryota; Vitrellaceae
Source: the annotation of a GenBank genome assembly